GUCAUUUGCGUGUAACGAUGAGACUUCAGGCUCUGGUCGUCGUGCUCUUUCAAGUGGGACUUUCAGCAUCCGUUGAGAUUGUCUCCGGCUAUCUCGGAGAUUCUGUCACCCUGCCUUCAGGAAUCGAUCCCUCAUGGAGUCUGGCCACUAUUGAGUGGUCAAUAUUCACCAACAUCACUUUGAUCGCCACCUAUCGGAGGGGGGAGGUAAAAACAGAACGCUUCUGGCGGUAUAAAACCCGACUUGGCCUCAACACGUCCUCCGGGGACUUAACGAUCAGAAAUCUGAGCAGAGACGAUGCCAUAAAAUACACCGUCAACCUUAUAAACACAGAGAAAGAUGAAUUCAUCAACAACAUCAAAGUCAGCGUGAGCCAGCGCCUCCAGCAGCCCACCGUGCAGAAGCUGUUCAGCCUGCCUGAGGAUGGAGGCUGUUUGAUGGCACUGCGGUGUUCCUCUCCAGAUGAAGGUGUGGACAUCUCCUGGCAGAUUCGCCCUGCCCACACGAUGGUGUUGAACAUGACUUACCCUCAGGGCAGAGCGUCAGUGCUGUUAGCGUCUCUCAGCGACACCUCAGAGAGCCAGGUGGAGUUCAUCUGCACGUCCAGCAGGAGCGUGGACAGAGCCUCCUCGGCCCUCGUCGAAACAUGUCACGAUAAGCCUGAGCUGAGUCCUGGUCCUGAGCCGACGCCUGACCUCGAUUAUAAACCUAAUCCUGAUCACACCAGGGACAGAUUUUCAACUGGUUUUUUAGUGGGAUUAAUAGUCCCAGGAUUUCUGAUGCUGUUGUAUUGUUUAAGAGGCUACCUGAGGAAAAACACAAACAAAAGAAAUGCUUCCUGACAGUGUGGAAUAUGGAAUAUGAAGGAAACUGAAAAAAAGAAGAUGGAACAGAAAUCGUGGUUGCAGUACAGCUGUUAGUUUGAAAUGCAUUCAAAAAGUGGUGCAGGUCAUCACAUUUUUUUAUUUGAGAUUUUUUUUUUGCUUGGAUUUCUUUGUCAUAUGCACCCUGGCACUUUAUAUUGUUAUGGUGUGUGUAAUUUGUAACAAAGUGUAAAGAUGCUGAAACAUGAUUAUUCUGUAAAUAACUUGUUUUUCUGUAAAUGAAGUGUAAAUCUUUUAGUUUUUUUUUUUUUUUUUGCUAAUAAGUUAGCAUGGUCACUCACCAGUGCUUGUAUCAGCACUGCUUAAAAGCAGAUACAUUUUAAUGAAACUUGUUGAACACCUUAGGUCUGACCCAGAAUACAAACCAUAAAACUUUGGAGCACCUCUUUUUUUUUUUUUUUUAACUUGUGUUUGAAGAUUAAAGACGUGCCAUUUUGCUAUCAUGCUAAUGCACCCCACACUUCUGAUGGUAAUAUCACAUACAUUUGGCAUUUGAAUAAAUACAUAUACAACCUCUGGCAAUAAUUAUGGAAUCACCGGCCUCGUAGGAUGUUAAUUCCGUUGUUUAAUUUUGUAGAAAAAAAGCAGAUCACUGACA
Molecule: messenger RNA, 1482 nt
Organism: Thalassophryne amazonica
Lineage: Eukaryota; Metazoa; Chordata; Actinopteri; Batrachoidiformes; Batrachoididae
Exons: 6
Coding region: 18-842 (274 amino acids)
Source: RefSeq, a predicted model, not a curated record